AUGUUGUCUACAGUACUGGUCAGUGACCUUCCUCCCAACUGCGAGUCAUCCUGUAUGUUCACCGAGCUACGUUUGCAAGAAGAUGAGAUCGAAGAAGUCUACACGGGAGCGGGAGGAGGUGAGACAGCCUGGAUAGUCUUCAAGACCCGCGCGCUCGCCGCAAAAUUCGAGAAGGACCACAAAAGCUACCACUUCGAGCGAACAGGCCAGAAGAUGACGACUUCGUUCUGGACCGAAGCCAUCCCUGACCACGCCACCGACCACUAUUCAGACUUCGUCUUUGAGUGGGAUAACCAAAUACUGUGGCGCACCGUUGAGAUCACCGGCUUUCCGAAGAACCACACCAUGCUGCGCAUAAAUGAGUUGCUAGAGCCGGUGCGAGAACAGUACUUUGAGGCCAUCAACCAUAGCCUAGACCCGACCGACUACGACUACUACCAACCCAUUAAUAUCAUCCCCGACAAAACUUCGGAACCAGGAAUUGGUCUUUUGCAACUUGCUCAGCCGUGGAUGGUAGUCAGCCUAGUACGCCGGUACGCGGGUACUUACUGGCAGAACGGCACACUCAACGCUCGGUGCGUUCCCGAUGAAAAGAUGGAGGAUCUGCUUGUCAAUGAGCCUAGCGCUACGGACGCGAUGUUUUUCGUUUCAGGCCUGAAAGUCGGUAAGUCAUCGACGGAGGUACGUGAGAUCCUCAAGGACUUUCCCAUUCGCGACGUCAAUAUGCCUCCAGGUGGCAAGACGUUCUGCUUCGUCUUCGCGCAGCAAGCGCACGCAAAUUUGAUCCUCGCGCGGUUUAAAAAUGGCGUGAAAUGGCAAGGUCGCACCAUUGGGAUAAGCUUGUCAAACAAAGACAAGAGGGAGAAAGACGCCGAGUUUGAGAGGGCCGUAGGUAUUCCCGCACGUGUGCCUGCUGCCUCGCCACCGCCUGGUAGUAUCACAUAUCUGAAACUCAACAACCUUCCGUAUGAUGUUGCAGAUUCCAAUAUCCGCAUCCUGUUUGAAGGCUUCAUGCUAUACGAGGUCAUUGUCAAAGAGGGCUUUGCUUUCGUGGGUAUACUGACAAAUCAGGUUGGCCGCGCGAUCGAUAAGCUGAAUAACUCGAUGGUUGGUGGUCGACAGAUCAAGGUCAAGGUUGCUGAGCGCCGGAAGCAGUGA
Alternaria rosae is the source of this 1158-nucleotide messenger RNA. RefSeq lists its product as uncharacterized. NCBI's taxonomy places the organism in Eukaryota, Fungi, Ascomycota, Dothideomycetes, Pleosporales, Pleosporaceae. Gene Ontology annotation, molecular function: RNA binding. The transcript has a single exon. The coding region runs from base 1 to 1158 and encodes 385 amino acids. The record is from RefSeq and is a predicted model, not a curated record.